Ochotona princeps (American pika) is the source of this 8251-nucleotide messenger RNA. It is a transcript of the gene ATR, whose product is annotated as ATR serine/threonine kinase. Gene Ontology annotation, biological process: DNA damage checkpoint signaling; protein phosphorylation; telomere maintenance. Gene Ontology annotation, cellular component: nucleus. The coding region runs from base 108 to 8039 and encodes 2643 amino acids. Gene Ontology annotation, molecular function: protein binding; protein serine/threonine kinase activity. The record is from RefSeq and is a predicted model, not a curated record. The transcript is spliced from 47 exons. Lineage: Eukaryota; Metazoa; Chordata; Mammalia; Lagomorpha; Ochotonidae.
UUGGCCCCUCCGCCGCUCCGUCGUGCGCCGCGCCUUCCCACCGGAGAACGCCGUGGCGGAGCGGACACCCGGGCCGGCGUGCUUGGCGAGCGCCUGGCCACCUCAGCAUGGCCGAGCAUGGCCUGGAGUUGGCCUCCAUGAUCCCCGCCCUGCGGGAGCUGGGCAGUGCCACACCAGAAGAAUAUAAUACAGUUGUACAGAAGCCACGGCAAAUUCUAUGCCAGUUUAUUGACAGAAUACUUACAGAUGUAAAUGUUGUUGCUGUGGAACUUAUAAAGAAAACUGACUCUCAGCCUACCUCUGUGAUGUUGCUUGAUUUCAUCCAGCAUAUCAUGAAAUCUUCCCCACUUAUGUUUGUAAAUGUCAAUGGAAGCCAUGGACAAAAUGAGGCCAAAGGCAAUUGUAUUGAAUUCAGUAAUUGGAUCAUAACAAGACUGCUUCGGAUUGCAGCAACUCCAUCCUGCCACAUGUUGCACAAGAAAAUCUGUGAAGUCAUCUGCUCAUUAUUAUUUCUUUUUAAAAGCAAGAGUCCUGCUAUUUUUGGAGUACUCACUAAGGAAUUCUUACAGCUUUUUGAAGACGUGAUUUGCCUCCACAGAAAACACGCCAUGGGACAUGUUGUGGAAUGGCCAGUGGUUGUUAGUCAUUUUUUAAGUCAAUUAGAUGAACGCAUGGAAUAUUUACAACCUGCUCCUUUGCAAUUCAUGAGCAUGCAAAACCUAGAAUUUAUUGAAGCUACUUUAUUAAUGGUUCUUACUCGUAUUGUUGCAAUUGUGUUUUUUAGAAGACAAGAACUCUUACUUUGGCGGAUAGGUUGUGUUCUGCUAGAGUAUGGUAGUCCAAAAAUUAAAUCUUUAGCAAUUAGUCUUUUAACUGAACUGUUUGAGCUAGGAGGCCUACCAGCACAACCAGCCAGCAGUUUUUUUAGCUCUCUUUUGGAGUUAUUAAAAAGGCUUGUAGAAAUGGAUCCUGAUCAAUUAAAACUCUAUGAAAAGCCAUUAUCAAAGCUGAUAAAGACACUGUUCCCCUUUGAUGCAGACGCUUAUAGAAAUAUUGAACCUGUCUAUUUAAAUAUGCUGCUGGAAAAACUCUGUGUCAUGUUCGAAGAUGGUGUGCUUAUGCGGCUUAAGUCUGAUUUGCUAAAAGCGGCCUUGUGCCAUUUGCUGCAGUAUUUCCUUAGAUUUGUGCCAGCUGGGUAUGAAACUGCUUCUCAAGUCAGAAAGGUCUGUGUGAGCAAUAUUUGCAGAGCUCUUGUGGAUGUGCUUGGAGUUCAGGUUGAUGCAGAGUACUUGUUGGGGCCACUUUAUGCAGCCUUGAAAAUAGAAAGUAUGGAAGUCUUUGAGGAAAUUCAGUGUCAGACUCCAGAGGAAGACCUUGGCAAUGAUGCCCAUGGAGUAUCACCCAAAAGGCGUCGGCUUAGCUCCUCUCUAAGCUCUUCCAAAAGGAUACCCCAAGAGACAGAGGAAGUUAGACUUGUGGAUAUGAGCAAAAAGAGCAUCUUAUGGAGUGCACUGAAACAGAAAGCUGAGUUCCUUCAGGUGUCCCUCGAAUACAAUGAUGCCAGGAAUCCUGUUCUUGAGACUCUAGAAGGACUCACUGUGGCCCUGCAGCUGACUGCUCUGUGUACUGUUCACUGUUCUCACCAAAACAUAGACUGCCAGAAUUUCAAGGACCAUCAGCACAACUGUAAGAAGAAAGCUUCUGUAGUGAUAACUUGGAUGCCUUUUGAAUUUUAUGCAAAAGUGCUUAAGAGCUGUAGGAGUUUGUUAGAAUCUGUUCAGAAUCCUGACCUUGGGGCUGUCAUUGAUAAGGUGGUGAGAAUUUAUGAUGCUUUGAUUUAUAUGCAAGUAAGAAGUUCCUUUGAAGAGCAUAUUCUGAAAGAUUUGUGUGCAAUGCUUUCAAUUCCAUGGAUCUACCCCCAUGCUGCUGAGGGUUCUUUAAAGCUGACGACGUUUGCCACCGAUCUUGUAGCCUUAAGUGAGAGGAUUUUGGACAGCUACUCCCCCCAGGCACAGUCACGAUGUGUGUUUCUGCUAACUCUUUUUCCAAGAAGAAUAUCCCUUGAGUGGCGAACAGCAGUUUACAACUGGGCCCUGCAGAGCUCCCAUGAAGUAAUUCGGGCUAGUUGUGUGAAUGGAUUUUUUAUCUUAUUACAGGAGCAGAAUUCUUACAACAGAAUUCCCAAGAUCCUUAUAGAUAAAGUCAAAGAUGACUCUGACAUCGUCAAAACAGAGUUUGCCUCUAUACUUGGUCAGCUCAUCUGUAGCCUUCAUGGUGACUUUUAUCUGACAAGUUCCUUGACAGAACCUUUCUCUGAACAUGGACACAUGGACCUCUUCUGUAAGAACCUGAGAGCUGCUUCCCAACAGGAAUGUUGUUCUUCUCGACUAAAAGCUUCUGUUUGCAAGCCACUCCUUUUCCUGCUGAAAAAAGAGGUACCCAGCCCAGUAAAACUUGCUUUCCUAGAUAAUCUUCAGCAUCUUUGUAAGCAUCUUGAUUUUAGAGAAGAUGAAACAGAUGCGAGAGCGGUUCUUGGAACUUUAUUGAAUUUAAUGGAAGACCCAAACAAGGAUGUCAGAGUGGCUUUUAGUGGAAACAUCAAGUAUAUAUUAGAAUGCUUGAACUCUGAAGAUGGAUUCAUAAAAGAGCUUUUUGUCUUGAGGAUGAAGGAAGCAUACACACAAGCUCAAAUAUCAAGAAAUAACGAGUUGAAGGAUACCUUGAUCCUUACCACAGGGGAUAUUGGAAGGGCUGCAAAGGGCGAUUUGGUACCUUUUGCACUCUUGCACUUACUGCACUGUUUAUUAUCCAAGUCAGCAUCUGUCUCUGGAGCAGCUUACACAGAAAUCAGAGCCCUCGUUGCAGCGAAGAGCGUUAAACUACAGAACUUCUUCAGCCAGUAUAAGAAGCCCAUCUGUCAGUUUUUAGUAGAAUCUCUCCACUCUAGUCAGAUGACAGCAUUGCCUAACACUCCGUGCCAGAAUGCCGAGAUGCGCAAACAAGAUGUAGCUCACCAGAGAGAGAUGGCUUUAAAUACCUUAUCUGAAGUUGCCAACGUUUUUGACUUUCCUGACCUUAAUCGUUUCCUUACUAGGACAUUACAAGUUCUGUUACCUGACCUUGCUGCCAAAGCAAGCCCUGCAGCUUCGGCUAUUAUUCGAACUCUAGGAAAGCAACUGAAUGUCAAUCGUAGAGAAAUUUUAAUAAACAACUUUAAAUACAUUUUUUCCCAUUUGGUCUGUUCCUGUUCCAAAGAUGAACUAGAACGUGCUCUUCAUUAUCUAAAGAAUGAAACAGAAAUUGAGUUGGGGAGCCUGUUGAGACAGGAUUUCCAAGGACUGCAUAAUGAAUUACUGCUGCGCAUUGGAGAACACUAUCAACAGGUCUUCAAUGGAUUAUCAAUACUUGCUUCAUUUGCAUCCAGUGAUGAUCCAUACCAGGGGCCAAGAGAUAUCACCUCUCCUGAGCUGAUGGCUGAUUAUUUGCAACCCAAGUUGUUGGGAAUUUUGGCUUUUUUUAACAUGCAAUUAUUGAGCUCCAGUGUUGGCAUUGAAGAUAAAAAAAUGGCCUUGAACAGCUUGAUGUCUUUGAUGAAGCUGAUGGGACCCAAGCAUGUCAGUUCCGUGAGGGUGAAGAUGAUGACCACUCUAAGAACUGGCCUUCGAUUCAAGGAUGAUUUUCCUGAAUUGUGUUGCAGAGCUUGGGAUUGCUUUGUUCAUUGCCUGGAUCAUGCUUACCUAGGCCCACUCCUAAGUCAUGUCAUAGUGGCUUUGUUACCCCUCAUACACAUCCAGCCUAAAGAGACUGCAGCCAUCUUUCACUACCUUAUCAUUGAGAACAGGGAUGCUGUGCAGGAUUUUCUUCAUGAAAUAUAUUUUUUACCCGAUCAUCCAGAGCUAAAAAAGAUAAAAGCAGUUCUCCAGGAAUACAGAAAGGAGACCUCUGCGAGUACUGAUCUUCAAACAACUCUUCAGUUAUCGAUGAAAGCAGUCCAACACGAAAAUGUAGAUGUUCGUAUUCACGCUCUUACAAGCUUAAAGGAAACCUUAUAUAAAAACCAGGAGAAACUGAUAAAAUAUGCAACAGAUAGUGAGACAGUAGAACCUGUCAUCUCGCAGUUGGUUACCGUGCUCUUGAAAGGUUGUCAGGAUGCCAACUCUCAGGCCCGGCUGCUCUGCGGUGAAUGCUUAGGGGAACUCGGAGCAAUAGAUCCCGGUCGCUUAGACUUCUCAGCAACUGAGACUCAAGGAAAAGACUUUACAUUUGUGGCUGAUGUAGAAGACCCAAACUUUGCCUAUGGUUUAUUGAUCGAGCUAACGAGAGCUUACCUUGCGUAUGCAGAUAACAGCCGGGCUCAGGAUUCAGCUGCAUAUGCCAUUCAGGAGCUGCUCUCUAUUUAUGAGUGUAGAGAAAUGCAGACUGAUGGCCCGGGUCAUCAGUUAUGGAGAAGGUUUCCUGAGCAUGUUCGGGAAAUACUGGAACCUCAUCUAAAUACUAGAUACAAGAGUUCUCAAAAGUCCACAGAUUGGUCUGAAGUAAAGAAACCAAUUUACUUAAGUAAAUUAGGUAAUAACUUUGCAGAAUGGUCAGCAUCUUGGGCAGGUUACCUUAUAACUAAGGUCCGAGAUGAGCUUGCUAGUAAAAUUUUCACCUGCUGUAGCAUCAUGAUGAAGCAUGAUUUCAAGGUGACCAUCUAUCUACUUCCGCAUAUUCUUGUGUAUGUCUUGUUGGGUUGUACUGAAGAAGAUCAGCAGGAGGUUUAUGCAGAAAUUAUGGCAGUUCUAAAGCAUGACGACCAGCAUUCCAUAAGUACCCAGGACAGUGCGUCUGAUCUGUGUCAGCUCAGCACACAGACGGUGUUCUCCAUGCUCGACCAUCUGGCACAAUGGGCCCGGCACAAAUUUCAGGAAAUGAACGCUGACAAAUGUUUACAGAGCAAAUCAGACAGCGAUACCGGAGAGUCAGUGGGGUCUUCUGUGGGUUAUGAAGACUAUAAGAGUGUUACUCAUUUUCUGGACCUCAUACCUCAGGAUACUCUGGCAGUAGCGUCAUUUCGUUCCAAAGCAUACACACGAGCUGUUAUGCACUUUGAGUCAUUUAUUACACAGCAGAAGCAAAAUAUUCAAGAGCAUCUUGGAUUUUUACAGAAAUUGUAUGCUGCUAUGGAUGAACCAGAUGGAGUCGCUGGAGUCAGUGCAAUCCGAAAGGCAGAACCAUCUCUAAAGGAACAAAUCCUUGAACAUGAAAGCCUUGGCUUGCUAAGGGAUGCCACUGCUUGUUAUGACAGGGCUAUUCAGCUAGAACCAGACCAGAUCAUUCAUUACCAUGGUGUAGUGAAGUCUAUGUUAGGUCUUGGUCAGUUGUCAACUGUAAUCACUCAGGUCAAUGGAGUGCAUGCUAACAGGUCUGAAUGGACAGAUGAAUUAAACAGAUACAGAGUGGAAGCAGCUUGGAAAUUGUCACAGUGGGAUUUGGUGGAAAACUAUUUGGCAGAAGAUGGGAAAUCUACAUCAUGGAGUGUCAGACUGGGACAGCUGUUGUUAUCAGCCAAAAAGAAGGACACCACAGCUUUCUAUGACACAUUGAAACUAGUGAGGACAGAGCAGAUUGUGCCUCUCUCAGCGGCAAGCUUUGAAAGAGGCUCUUACCAACGAGGAUAUGAAUUCAUUGUGAGGUUGCACAUGUUGUGUGAAUUGGAGCAUAGCCUCAAACCACUUUUUCAACAGUCUCCAGGUGACACUUUUCAAGAAGAUUCUCUGAACUGGGUAGCUCGACUAGAAAUGACGCAGAAUUCUUACAGAGCCAAGGAGCCGAUUCUGGCUCUCCGGAGAGCUUUAUUAAGUCUCAACAAAAGACCAGACUACAAUGAAAUGGUUGGAGAAUGCUGGCUGCAGAGUGCCAGAGUAGCCAGAAAGGCUGGCCACCACCAGACGGCCUACAAUGCCCUCCUUAAUGCGGGAGAAUCUCGACUUGCUGAACUUUAUGUGGAGAGGGCAAAGUGGCUGUGGUCCAAGGGUGAUGUUCACCAGGCACUAAUCGUUCUUCAAAAGGGUGUUGAGUUAUGUUUUCCUGAAAAUACAACAACUGAGAGUAAGAACACGUUGAUCCAUGGUCGAGCUACUCUACUAGUGGGCCGAUUCAUGGAGGAAACAGCAAAUUUUGAAAGCAAUGCAAUUAUGAAAAAAUAUAAGGAUGUAACGAUGAUUCUGCCAGAGUGGGAGGACGCACACUUCUACCUUGCCAAGUACUAUGACAAAUUGAUGCCGAUGGUCACAGACAACAAAAUGGAAAAACAGGGCGAUCUUAUCCGAUACAUAGUCCUUCAUUUUGGAAAAUCUCUGCAAUAUGGAAAUCAGUUCAUCUAUCAGUCAAUGCCCCGGAUGCUGUCACUGUGGCUUGAUUAUGGUGCUAAGGCAUAUGAAUGGGAGAAAGCUGGCCGUUCUGAUCGUGUACAAAUGAGAAAUGAUUUAGCUAGAAUAAAUAGUGUUAUCACAGAACACACGGAAUAUUUAGCUCCUUAUCAGUUUUUGACGGCUUUUUCACAACUGAUUUCUCGGAUUUGUCACUCUCAUGAUGGAGUUUUUCGUGUCUUAAUGGAAAUAAUAGCCAAGGUAUUUCUAGCCUACCCGCAACAAGCAAUGUGGAUGAUGACCGCUGUGUCAAAGUCUUCUUAUCCUAUGCGUGUGAACAGAUGCAAGGAAAUUCUAGAUAAAGCUAUCCGGAUGAAAAAAUCUUUAGAAAAGUUUGUGGGAGAUGCAACUCGCCUCACAGAUAAGCUUCUAGAAUUGUGCAAUAAACCGGUUGGUGGAAAUAAUUCCACAUUAAGCAUGAAUACACAUUUUAAAAUGAUCAAGAAGCUGGUAGAAGAAGCAACAUUUAGUGAAAUUCUCAUUCCUUUGCAAUCAGUCAUGAUACCUACUCUGCCAUCAAUCUUGGGUGCCCAUGCUAACCACGAGCCAUUUCCUGGGCACUGGGCCUAUAUCGCGGGCUUUGAUGAUACGGUGGAAGUUCUUCCUUCUCUUCAAAAACCAAAGAAAGUCACUUUAAAGGGAUCAGAUGGGAAGUUCUACAUAAUGAUGUGUAAACCAAAAGAUGACCUCAGAAAGGACUGUAGACUGAUGGAGUUCAAUUCCUUGAUUAAUAAGUGCUUAAGAAAAGACGCAGAGUCUCGUAGAAGAGAGCUUCACAUCCGAACCUACUCGGUUAUUCCACUGAAUGACGAAUGUGGGAUUAUUGAAUGGGUCAACAACACUGCCGGCCUGAGACCUAUUCUGACCAAAUUAUAUAAGGAAAGAGGACUGUAUAUGACAGGGAAGGAGCUUCGCCAGUGCAUGCUUCCAAAGACUGCAGCCUUAGCAGAAAAGCUCAAAAUAUUCCAAGAAUUUCUACUGCCUAGGCAUCCUCCUGUUUUUCAUGAGUGGUUUCUGAGAACAUUUCCUGAUCCUACAUCAUGGUACAGUAGUCGAUCAGCAUACUGCCGUUCUACUGCAGUAAUGUCGAUGGUUGGUUAUAUCCUGGGACUUGGAGACCGUCAUGGUGAAAACAUUCUGUUUGAUUCUUUGACGGGUGAAUGUGUACAUGUAGAUUUCAACUGUCUUUUUAAUAAGGGAGAAACUUUUGAAGUUCCUGAAAUUGUGCCGUUUCGCCUUACUCAUAAUAUGGUUUAUGGAAUGGGUCCUAUGGGAACAGAAGGUCUUUUUCGAAGAGCUUGUGAAGUCACAUUGAGACUGAUGCGAGAUCAGAGAGAGCCUCUAAUGAGUGUCUUAAAGACUUUCCUGCAUGAUCCUCUCGUGGAGUGGAGUAAACCCGUGAGAGGCCAUUCCAGAGCAGCCCAGAAUGAAACCGGGGAAGUCCUCAACGACAAGGCUAAGACUCAUGUUCUUGAUAUCGAGCAACGAUUACAGGGUGUGAUCAAGACACGCAACCGAGUGACAGGCCUGCCCUUGUCCAUCGAAGGUCAUGUGCACUACCUUAUACAGGAAGCCACGGAUGCCAAUCUACUAUGCCAGAUGUACCUGGGGUGGACCCCCUAUAUGUGAAAUGAAGACUGUGCCAGUAAUCCAAAUUUAAGUUUUUUAUAUUUAAUAUUAGUAAGUGCUUGUAUGUAUUCAGUUCUAAAGUGAACCAUUUUGUGUGCUUUUAGAGCAAAGAGUAUUACUUCUACCUGAUUGUGAACCAUAUUUUAAAUAUAUGUUCUGUUAUUUAGAAUAAAACCGAUUUCCUAAUACAUAAUGUGUAUUUGAUUACCUGG